Molecule: messenger RNA, 1796 nt
Organism: Cotesia glomerata
Lineage: Eukaryota; Metazoa; Arthropoda; Insecta; Hymenoptera; Braconidae
Gene: d4
Product: zinc finger protein ubi-d4 B
Exons: 9
Coding region: 115-1761 (548 amino acids)
Biological process (GO): nervous system development
Cellular component (GO): nBAF complex
Source: RefSeq, a predicted model, not a curated record
UCGGCGCUAGUAGUCGGCUUACUUUCCAGCAGUCAUUUUGUGGUUGUACAUAGUGUAAUACAAACUGCCGUCAAGACGUUCCUCAAAAACUCGAGAACGCUUGGGCGAGCCAAAAUGACGGCGGUUGCAACGAUACCGUCAGCCCACUCCAUUAUCCAGGUGGUUAAUGAAGCUAAUUUAAAUAAAAUCGAGAGCUUUCUCAACGAUACAGCGUACAGGGAAGCCAUUGAAAAUUCAUCAACGUACAACAGUAGAUUAUGCAGAGAACGAAGACUCCGUAUGCCUUUUCUUGACUCUCAAACAGGAGUCGCACAGAACCAUUCGGCUCUGUUUAUGUGUUCACGAGAACGUAUGCCAGGUUUAUUACACGGGCAAAUUUAUACAUAUCCUAGUAAAAGAUGGAGAAAAAAACGACGUCAGUACCUGAUGCAUUAUUUACAUCCCAAACGGGGAGUCAGAGGUGACAUAGAUGACGGGGUCGAGGGAGCCGAUGGAAUAAUAGCGGGUAUGAAUGAUGAUUCCAAAGAAUCUGCUGCUCUUAAAGACGAGCACAGUAAAGACGGGUGGUAUUAUGACGAGCAAGACAUGCUGGACAUGGAUGCCUUUGAGGAACCAGAUCCAGACAGCGAUUACGACUACGAGGAAAGUUACAGCAGCAAGAGGAAACGAAGAAGACAUCGAGGGAGUGGACACCAUCCUGCAAGAAGUCAUCCACCUGCCACCGACAGCCCUGGGACCAAAAGAACAAAAGGUGGUGGACGUGGAAGAAAAAAAGCCAACUACGAUGUUACUGAUUCCGAUAAGCCAUUCGUAUGUGACCUAUGCAGCGCACGGUAUAAAACCAGACCUGGUCUGGUCUACCAUUACGGUCAUUCCCACUCUACUUCCUCUGGUGAUCCUGCUAAGGAACUAAGUCCCAGUCCUGCCGAAGUCGAAUCACGGAGCGUUGCAGACACCGCUGCUUCGGACCAGCCAGGUGGUACACGUCGGGGUCGACAGAGCACAACUGCCUCGUCGAGUACCUCGAGUCCCUCCCCUGUGGCAAGUACGACCCCGGCUGCCGGGGCACCGCCUCAGCCGCAGCAGCAGCAGCAACAGCUGCCGCCAGCGGUUCAGACGAGUGCCGCUCCAGCCUCACCUACUGUCUCAGCUCCUAAGGAAGAUCAGCACCAGCAACAGCAGCAGAAUCAGCACCAGCUUCAGCCGCAGCAUCAGAUCCCAGUUACUUCGCCUGGUUCCGUUUCUUCAUCACCGUCAUCGCUCAGGCCAGACAUCAUCUCCAGUGGUAUCGGUGGCACUGGUGGUGGAUUGGGACUCAUCGGUGGUGGUGGUGGUGCUGCGAGCACUGGAGUUAUGGGUGGUAAUCUUCCCGCACCUGGACAAGUCCUUGACAAGAAGUCCGGGAAAGCUGUUCAACCAUCCCCCUACUGCGAUUUCUGUCUCGGUGACGCGAGGGAGAAUAAAAAAACAGGCGGGUCCGAGGAAUUGGUCUCUUGCAGUGAUUGCGGUAGAUCAGGACAUCCGACUUGUUUGCAAUUUACUGCAAAUAUGAUUGUAUCUGUACGUAAGUACAGGUGGCAGUGUAUCGAGUGCAAAUGUUGCUCCAUUUGUGGUACUUCUGAUAAUGACGACCAGCUGCUGUUCUGUGAUGACUGUGAUCGUGGAUAUCACAUGUAUUGUCUGUCUCCACCUCUCGCAUCUCCACCAGAAGGUUCCUGGUCCUGUCGACUAUGUUUAGCUGAGUUUCAUCGGCGAGAUUGAACAACAAGAUUCACUAUCUUGUCAAUCCACAGUAA